Molecule: messenger RNA, 1844 nt
Organism: Erythranthe guttata (spotted monkey flower)
Lineage: Eukaryota; Viridiplantae; Streptophyta; Magnoliopsida; Lamiales; Phrymaceae
Source: RefSeq, a predicted model, not a curated record
ACAUACUUGAUCAUCAUCAUCAUCUAAUUCUUGAUUGAUUUUUUUUUUUGGUCGAUCAAGAAUGGGGAACGGUGACGAUCGAAAAAUCGAACCCGAAACGGGGCGAAUUUCGGUCGAAAGAAAACUCCCGAAUUUCCUCCAAUCGAUUAGGCUCAAAUACGUGAAACUCGGUUACCAUUACUUGAUCUCAAACGCUAUGUACUUACUACUAAUCCCCUUACUAGCUAUUUCCUCGGUUCAUCUCUCGACUCUCACAACGCAAGACCUAACCCUAUUGUGGGACCAAUUGAAGUUCAACCUCGUCUCGGUUCUCGUUUGCUCCACGCUAACGGUCUUCUUGUGCACGUUGUAUUUCAUGACGAGGCCUAGGAAAAUUUACCUAGUCGACUUCGCGUGCUACAAGCCGAAGCCCGACGUCAUGUGUAGCAAAGAAAUGUUCAUGGAAAAAUCGAGGCAAACCGGUAUCUUCACGGCGGAGAAUCUGGAGUUCCAGAAGAAGAUUCUGGAAAGGUCCGGCCUGGGCCAGAAGACCUACUUUCCAGAAGCCCUCAUGCGGGUCCCGGCCGAGCCCAACAUGGCCGAGGCCCGCAAGGAGGCCGAGUUGGUCAUGUUCGGCGCGAUCGACGAUUUGCUGGCGAAGACGGGGGUUAAGGCCAAGGAUAUCGGGAUCCUCGUGGUGAAUUGUAGCUUGUUCAAUCCGACGCCGUCUCUUUCGGCGAUGGUUGUGAAUCAUUACAAGCUUAGGGGGAAUAUCUUGAGCUAUAAUCUUGGUGGCAUGGGUUGUAGUGCUGGUUUGAUCUCCAUUGAUCUUGCCAAACAGCUCUUGCAGGUGCAGCCUAAUUCGUUAGCCCUAGUAGUAAGCAUGGAGAACAUAACCCUGAACUGGUACUUCGGCAACAACCGCUCCAUGCUCGUAUCCAACUGCAUCUUCCGUAUGGGCGGCGCCGCCAUCCUCCUCUCCAACAAACCCUCCGACAAGCGCCGCUCCAAGUACCAGCUCAUACACACCGUCCGCACGCACCGAGGCGCCGACGACAAGAGCUACACGUGCGUCUUCCAGGAAGAAGACGACACGAAACAGGUCGGCGUCGCCCUUUCAAAGGACCUGAUGGCCGUCGCCGGCGAAGCCCUCAAGACAAACAUCACCACCCUGGGCCCACUCGUCCUCCCCAUGUCGGAACAGCUCCUCUUCUUCGUGACAUUGGUCGCGAGGAAAGUGUUCAAGAUGAAGACGAUAAAGCCGUACAUACCGGAUUUCAAGCUGGCGUUCGAGCAUUUCUGUAUACACGCCGGCGGGAGGGCGGUGCUGGACGAGUUGGAGAAGAAUCUCGAACUCAGUGAGUGGCAUAUGGAGCCUUCUAGAAUGACGCUGUACAGAUACGGGAAUACUUCGAGCAGCUCUUUGUGGUAUGAGCUGGCGUACACCGAAGCUAAAGGGAGGAUCCGGAAAGGGGAUCGGACCUGGCAGAUUGCUUUCGGGUCGGGUUUUAAGUGUAACAGUGCGGUUUGGCGGGCUUUGAAACGGGUCGACCCGGCUAUGGAGAAGAAUCCUUGGAUGGAUGAGGUUCAUGACUUUCCUGUUGAGGUGCCCAGAGUUGCCACUAUUUCUUGAUUCUUUACAAAUUAAAUUGUUUUUCUUUUUUUUAAUAAUUAUAUUUCAUGUGAAUUGUAAUUUAAUUUUAGUUUUUAGUUUUUUUUUUGAAUGGUUUGGUUCUUGAUACAUUAUUUUAAAUUCUCGGAGAUUUUGAGGGUUCUUUGUAUCAUAGUUUAAUUUUAAAGAAAAAAAAGUUGUUAUGUUUCAGAGAUUUAAUUGAAGUUGUUUAUAUGAAACAUGGUUAUCGUAA